GGAGGGGGGAAAAAAGGUCAAUUAAUUUUUGUUCAUUUAUUUUCUCUGUGGCAUGAAAUGGCAACACCACCGUUAACGCCCACAACGCUCUCCCCGCUCGGAAGCCCGCGUUCCAAAAACGCGACUGCGACGCGACCAACGAUAACGCUCGAGCAGCCGUCUGGAAAGAACAAAUCCGGCGGGUCCAAAUCGACGAAGCUCCUCCGCCGCGUCAGGUCAGUUUUCCGGUCACUUCCGAUCAUAACGCCGAUGUGCAAAUUCCCCGUCGGAGGUACGCGUCUUCACGAGAAUCACGUUCACGGCGGUACCCGCGUUACGGGAACACUGUUUGGGUACCGGAAAACCCGGGUUAACCUCGCGAUUCAGGAGAAUCCGCGUUCGCUGCCGAUUCUGCUGCUGGAACUCGCGAUCCCGACGGGGAAAUUGCUUCAGGAUCUGGGAGUGGGUCUGGUGAGAAUCGCGUUGGAGUGCGAGAAAAAACCCAGCGAGAAAAUCAAAAUAAUCGACGAACCCAUUUGGACAUUGUACUGCAAUGGUCGGAAAUCAGGUUACGGAGUGAAGAGGCAGCCAACGGAGGAGGAUCUGGUGGUGAUGCAGAUGCUCCAUGCCGUGUCAAUGGGCGCCGGAGUUUUGCCGGUGAGCGGCGGUGGAGGAGGGGCGGAACACGGCGGAGGAGCGGCGGCGGAGGGAGAUCUGACGUACAUGAGGGCACAUUACGAGAGAGUGAUCGGGUCGAGAGAUUCGGAGACGUAUUACAUGAUGAAUCCUGACGGGAAUGGUGGGCCUGAGCUCAGUAUCUUCUUCGUUCGGAUCUGACUGAAGGGAAUGUAUGUGACUAUAUAUAUAUAUACACAUACAUGCGUGCAUGCAUGUUCUCAAGGAUAAAUCACAUGUUGGUAGAUUCUUAUUAACUUUGCAGUGACAGCCAUCGGGACAAAUUUAUGCCGUUGAUGAUGUACUGUUGCAGAGAGAGAGAGAUUCAUCUUUGUAUUGUCUUUGUAUUGCUCGAAUUCUAUUUGUAAAAAAAAGUGUUAUUUAUCCAC
Molecule: messenger RNA, 1043 nt
Organism: Tarenaya hassleriana
Lineage: Eukaryota; Viridiplantae; Streptophyta; Magnoliopsida; Brassicales; Cleomaceae
Product: protein MIZU-KUSSEI 1-like
Exons: 1
Coding region: 58-816 (252 amino acids)
Biological process (GO): hydrotropism
Source: RefSeq, a predicted model, not a curated record